AUCAUAGUUCUGCUGAUGUUUGGAAAGUUCAGGGAGCUUCGCACAGCCACUAACUUCAUCAUCAUCAACCUGGCCUUCACUGACAUUGGAGUGGCUGGUAUUGGUUAUCCUAUGUCUGCUGCCUCAGAUAUUCAUGGAAGCUGGAAGUUCGGCUACACUGGAUGCCAGAUAUAUGCAGCCCUCAACAUCUUCUUUGGCAUGGCCAGCAUCGGCCUACUGACUGUGGUUGCUAUUGACCGCUACCUCACCAUCUGCAGACCAGACAUCAGUCAGAAAAUGACUGCUAGGUCUUACAACAUCCUUAUUCUGGCUGCCUGGCUGAAUGCUGUGUUCUGGUCCUCAAUGCCUAUAGUAGGCUGGGCAAGUUAUGCCCCUGAUCCCACUGGAGCAACGUGCACAAUCAACUGGAGAAAAAACGAUGCCUCCUUCAUCUCCUUCACGAUGGCGGUGAUUGCAGUAAACUUUGUGAUUCCUCUGUCUGUCAUGUUUUACUGCUACUACAAUGUGUCUGUCACUGUGAAGAGGUACAAAACCAGUAACUGCCUGGAGAGCAUCAACAUUGACUGGUCUGACCAGAUGGACGUUACCAAGAUGUCUAUUAUAAUGAUCAUCAUGUUUCUGGUUGCCUGGUCUCCAUACUCCUUGGUUUGCCUCUGGGCAUCAUUUGGUGACCCAAAGACCAUUCCUGCGCCGAUGGCCAUUAUUGCUCCUCUCUUCGCAAAGUCCUCAACAUUUUACAACCCCUGCAUCUACGUUAUUGCCAACAAAAAGUUCAGGAGAGCCAUCAUUGGGAUGAUUCGAUGUCAAACAAGGCAACGGAUUACAAUCAGUACACAGGUUCCAAUGACAAUCUCCCAGCAGCCUCUGACCCAGUAAUUUAGGGCCUAUAUACCAAAUCUAACUAUAUAGCUAUUUAAAAGUACCUACAUUAAAACCUUAUAAUAAACACUUAUGUAAUACAUUUAACAGUAUUUGACUAUUGUAGCUGUUUCUUUUCGUGGAUAACUGAAUUCACUGUGGUAUUUGCUAUGUAAAUUCCA
Gambusia affinis (western mosquitofish) is the source of this 1040-nucleotide messenger RNA. RefSeq names its product retinal pigment epithelium-derived rhodopsin homolog (gene rrh). The transcript is spliced from 6 exons. Gene Ontology annotation, cellular component: photoreceptor outer segment; membrane. Gene Ontology annotation, molecular function: G protein-coupled receptor activity. Lineage: Eukaryota; Metazoa; Chordata; Actinopteri; Cyprinodontiformes; Poeciliidae. Gene Ontology annotation, biological process: G protein-coupled receptor signaling pathway; visual perception. The record is from RefSeq and is a predicted model, not a curated record. The coding region runs from base 16 to 876 and encodes 286 amino acids.